GCGGCGGCGGCGGCAGCUCGGGAGUGCUAUGACCGGCAAACUCGCCGAGAAGCUGCCGGUGACCAUGAGCAGUUUGCUAAAUCAACUGCCUGACAAUCUGUACCCCGAGGAGAUCCCCAGCGCGCUCAACCUCUUUUCUGGCAGCAGCGACUCGGUAGCCCAUUACAAUCAGAUGGCUACAGAGAAUGUGAUGGACAUCGGUCUGACCAACGAGAAGCCCAACCCGGAACUCUCAUAUUCGGGCUCCUUCCAGCCAGCCCCCGGCAACAAGACCGUGACCUACUUGGGAAAGUUCGCCUUCGACUCCCCUUCCAACUGGUGCCAGGACAACAUCAUUAGCCUCAUGAGCGCCGGCAUUUUGGGGGUGCCCCCGGCCUCUGGGGCACUCAGCACGCAGACCUCCACGGCCAGCAUGGUGCAGCCGCCGCAGGGGGACGUGGAGGCCAUGUAUCCGGCGCUGCCCCCCUAUUCUAACUGCAGUGAUCUCUACUCGGAGCCUGUGUCUUUCCACGACCCCCAGGGCAACCCCGGGCUCGCCUAUUCCCCCCAGGAUUACCAGUCGGCCAAACCAGCCUUGGACAGCAACCUCUUCCCCAUGAUUCCCGACUACAAUCUAUACCACCACCCCAACGACAUGGGCUCCAUGCCGGAGCACAAGCCCUUCCAGGGCAUGGACCCCAUCCGGGUCAACCCGCCCCCUAUUACCCCGCUGGAGACCAUCAAGGCAUUCAAAGACAAGCAGAUCCACCCGGGCUUUGGCAGCCUGCCCCAGCCGCCGCUCACGCUCAAGCCCAUACGGCCUCGCAAGUACCCCAAUCGACCUAGCAAGACCCCUCUCCACGAGCGGCCACACGCGUGCCCGGCGGAGGGCUGCGACCGCCGCUUCAGCCGCUCGGACGAGCUGACCCGGCAUCUGCGCAUCCACACGGGCCACAAGCCCUUCCAGUGCAGGAUCUGCAUGCGGAGCUUCAGCCGCAGCGACCACCUUACCACUCACAUCCGCACUCAUACGGGCGAGAAGCCCUUUGCCUGCGAGUUCUGCGGGCGCAAGUUUGCGCGCAGCGACGAGCGCAAGCGCCACGCCAAGAUCCACCUCAAGCAAAAGGAGAAGAAGGCGGAGAAGGGGGGUGCGCCUUCUGCGUCCUCGGCGGCCCCGGUAUCCCUGGCCCCUGUGGUCACCACCUGCGCCUGAGGCUCGGGCCCCCAGAUCCCACUUUUCCCCUUCAGUGUCUCCCGGCUGCUCGCCUGAAUGCGCAGCCGAAAAGCUAGCUACGGAGGCGCAGGGGCCGCGCCCUGGCCUCUCCAUGGACGUAAGGCCCCUUGUUUCCCUUCGCUGUCCCCCGUCUCCACCCUUUCACAUCGGCCGACGGUCGGGGGCCAGGGCAAGAGGCGCCUUCCCCUCGAUGCCCACCCCUUAGCCAAGGCGUGGGGUUGGAAAGGUGGCGUCUAGCCCGCUUUGUUCAGUUCGGAUCGUCUUGAUCCAGGGGCCGCCGGGCCGGGCCAAGGACCUGCCGGGGACUGAAGGCGGGGUCCGCCCAAGCCUCGCCGGACCCAAGCACCUCACGGUUCCCCCCACGUGUCCCUCGAUUCCCCCUCGAAGACCCGAGAGGGGGAGGGGGUAAGGAGCGCACCAAAGCGCAGAGCUUGCUGCCCGCCGCACGCACGCGCGCCUGCGUGCGGGGAUGCGCGCGAGUGUGCGUGCUCGCGUGUGUGUAUGUGUUAUGUGUGCGUGUGUGUGUUUCUGUGUGUGUGUGCGCGCGCGCGCGCGUGUGAGACUCUUGAGCUGAACUGGGCUGUGUCCACCCUAAACUCUUCCCCACUUCGGGUCCCCGGGCCGCUGGGGAAACGUCCCGGGCUGGGGGCCUGCGCGUGGCGGGACGAGACGGUCUUCCAUCUGCUCAGAAAUAAUGUUUCUUACAGAAAUGCCUCGGAUGCCGCCGCCGCGGUGCUACUACCGCCGCUUAGGGUUUGGCCCCUCAGAAUCCCUCUUUUUCCGAGCGCUUCCCUCUCAAGGCCUCAGGGCAGUUUGAGCUGCGGGGAGAAGGAGCAGCCAUCCUUGAACCUGCCUUUUUAGAAAUGUGUUUUCCUCGGCCCCAGUUUUUAAAAUCUCUGUCUCUGAGUUUUCCCUCUGCCUUCCCCCGCCUUUCCCCUCUAAGCUUUUUCCCAUCUCUUUCCAAAUCUUUUUUCCAAAAAGGCAGGCCUCAACCAGCCACCCCAUUUCGCCAUCUUUUUGUUUUCUCUCACUCACGUACCCAUUUCUCUUCCUACCAUUGAUUGGAAUGCAGCCUUUUUUUUUUUCACCUUUGGCAUCAUCCAUACAACAGGUAGAAUUCAAAUUUAGGUAAAUGGCAUGUGUGUAGGUAUGUAUGUGUAUAAAUAUGUGUGUGUUCACACCCACACAUAUAUAUAUAUAUAUAUAUACACAUAUAUGUAUAACCUGCACACAGUAUGUAUUUCUAGCAAAAUUAAAUCUCUAAGGUACUUGGCAAUCCAGUGCAGUGCACGGGAAUAAAGAGAAUUUAUAGGCAUAUACAGCUUUAAACGAUUUAUUUUUUAUGAAAAAAUGUAACCAAUGAGACUGUAUCUGCCUAUGUGUGUAUGUGUAUGUGAGUAUGUAUAUAUGCAUCCAUAGAAACACAUAGACACACAUCUGUGUCCAAAUUUCCCUCAAGUUAUGGGGAUGUCUGCAUUAAUCCAUGCUGAUGAAUGAGGCACAUCUCUUCCAUACCCCAGUCUCACCUUCUCCCUGCCCUACCUCACCUCUUCUCAGGCACCCCCUCCUCCCCAGCCUCCUCCGCACAGGGGGAACUCUUUGGAUGUGGAGUAGAAGGGAAGCUGGCCUGAGACACAGCUUCCAGUGCAGUCUUGCCUGAAUGUACUGUUCCCUGUUAGCGUUAUUUCUCCUGGGGUCAGUAAGCUGCCCAGAGAGAAGGAAGACAGGUCUGGAGUUUACAGAAUGUCUGUUUUUAAAGUCACUUUAUGCGUUUCCCACUUUUUUUUUUUUUUAAGAAAAAAGCACCGGUUUUUUUUGGUGGUGGAUAAAUAAUACUAAAAGGAAUCUAGUGAAAGGGGGGGAAAAUCAUAGAGCAAGAGGAUUCUGGAUUUCCAGGUACUUGGAUUUUUUGUAGAAGGAGAGAGAAGUGGAUGAAGUUUGCCAGGAGGGCCCAUAUUUUUUCAGCUGAAGGGUAAAAUCUUUCUUUGCAGAGACAGUAUUUUGCAGAAUACUUUUUAUAAUGUGAUGAUUAUUUAAAAAAACAAAAAUUUUGGUCACUUCAAAGCUGGAAGGAGGAAUCAGAUACCCUUUAAUAUUUUUUCCUUGCUCCUUCUGAUCUAUGCAUGUCACUGCAUGAUAAUUCUGAGUUUUCCUUUGUUUUAAUAAAACUGUUCUCAGACAUUUAAGCUAAACUAAGAGAAAAAUGACUUUGUUGCCAAAAGGUUGUGCUAUCCAGAUUUUUUAUAUGUCUGCAUGUUUUAAGAGAAAAAAAAGAGAAAAUGCACUCUAAAAUAUGUGAACUGAGAGAAAAAAAAAUCAGGUUUUAAACAGGAAAACCUAUGGGGGAUGAUAUUUUUUGAAAGACUUUUGUAUAAAGUUGAGUACUUAGAAAAAGACAAACCAGAUGUAAUAUAUUUUGUGGAUGUUUUUAUUUCUUGGAUUUAUAGUACCUUAUACUAAGGUUAAAAAAAUAUGCUUGAUAUUGUGAAAAGGUGAAAUUCUUCACCAACAUUUCAUUUGCUCCUUUGUCACAUUGUUAUGCCAAUAUAAUAUAGUUAAUGGAAACAGCAUUUUUAAAAACCGAAAGAUUGAAAUGGUGUCAUGUUGUACCAUUUGCACUGUGAGCAAAUGCUAAUUCAGUAAAUAUAUUGUGUUUGCUGACAAUCAGCCGGCCUAUAAAUCUCCUUAUUUUAUUUCUUGUUUUCAUGGCAUAAAGUUUUGGUUUGGCCUGUUUUUCUUUUCUUUUCUUUUUUUUGUCUUGUUUUGUUUUUGGCUGGUAGUUGGUUUGAUAGGUGGUGCUUCUGCCUGGUUUUUGUGGUUCUCUCUCUGAGACCCUUUACUGUGGAAAGGGGGAGUCUGGCGUGACUAGAAGGUGGUCAGAAUUUUGUGUGGGGUUCUGGUGCUUCCAGGUCCAUGUUGAGUGUUUACUGUGGUUCUCAGAGAAUUCCACUGUGGUUCUAAGGUUUCUCCUCCACCCUUCUGAGAGCCUCAAACUGCCAGAGAGAUUAGACGAACAGAUUAGAUAAGCUCAUGGGAGUCUGGGCUGGACUCUUUUUCUCUGGUUUCCAAUGGGUAUCUGAGGGUAGAAGGGAGGGGAGCUCCUGGUUUAGGAUCUACUUCUCUGGUGCUAACAGUGAGCACCAGAGCAGGACCCAGGGUUGGGGGGUGAGUGUUUGCAGCCACACUCAGGCAUGCUCUAGUUGGAGCUUUUAAAGCUACUGAAAAGCAGAUAGAGAUUUAAGAGGGGUUCUUCAGGGUUGGCAAGAUCACUAGAGAGAGGGAGAGCUCUUCUUGUGGUCAGAUAAUUGGGAAAAAUCAGGUUUAAAAGCUCUACAACUCAGUCCUACUUGGACAGGGUUCUCCCGGUCCCACUAUUCAUAGCGACCUGGAAAAGGUCUAUCUACCCAAGGAUCCAAUGCUUAGAAGAGAAAGAACCCUGGAAUUUGGAGAAAUACAGAGAAUGUUUUCUAUAACAGUAAUCCCUCCCAUCUUACAAUUUCUAUCUCCCAUAGGAGUAAUGCUUUCCUUACCCUCUGAGCUUGCUUCUCUGGAACCUUGCUUUACCUUAACUGACUUUGCCAGCCCCAGAGCUUUCACCACUUCUCUUGCAGAGACACGUAAGCUCCACUUCAGCCCUGUGUUCACAUCUCCAUCCUGCUCCAUCCUGCAUCCCCUCAUUUAUAGAAUCCUUUAUCCUUGGGAGGCUUGUUACAGAACAGUCUGGACAGAUCAGUCUCUCCCUCUCCUGCCUGCCCCCUGAAACACUCGCUCGGGUUUCUUAGCCAUGCGUUUUGUAUCUUACCUGCCUCAGCAACAUGUAGGAGCUUGAUGUACAAUACAGAGCUGUGUCAGUGUACCAUGACACUGUGACUUGGGAACAGCGCCUCACCACCUGAGGUGCCAACUGGGCCAGCCGUCCAGUGACAGAAUGUUAUUGUGAUGUCCCUGCUCGGACACCGUUCUAUCAUGCCCCCUGCCCUCCAUGCAGGCCCAUCAGAGUGAAAAAUAUGGGUGGUAUUUCUGGUUGAGAGCAGACCUGGGUGGAGGCUGAGAGCAGACCUGGGUGGAGGAGGUGGGCUGUGGCUUAGAAAAGAAUGUUUUUGAUGUGAGAGAUCAAUAAAGAGAAUGCAGUAUGCAAUCUCUCAUGUUCUCACCCACACAGUUCUAGGUCACUGGCUGCCAUCUUGAAUUCCCUUCGCUGGCCUCAUGAAACUUGGAAACUUCCAAGCUGCAACUUUGUGUACAGCUGUAAGGCGGUAUCCUUCUUUUUUAACACAAGGAAUCCAAGAUGGCUGACAAGUCCUAGUGAUGGAGAAUAUAGUCCGUCUCCUUGCUAAACUGGAUGAAUCCUUUCAGAUGUCCAUGUGUUUUUCAAGUAAACAUUAUCAGUGGAAGAGAGGUCACCGUGUUUCUUCACAGUUAGCACACAGCCCUACUUGCGCCUUCUCCAGUCAGACCCGGCGUUCAGAGGGACAGUUUCGUCAACAGUGUACUACGCGGCUUGAUUAAUAAACUGGCUUCCCA
Messenger RNA from Odocoileus virginianus texanus, 5737 nucleotides. It is a transcript of the gene EGR3, whose product is annotated as early growth response 3. Gene Ontology annotation, molecular function: RNA polymerase II cis-regulatory region sequence-specific DNA binding; DNA-binding transcription factor activity, RNA polymerase II-specific. Gene Ontology annotation, biological process: regulation of transcription by RNA polymerase II. The record is from RefSeq and is a predicted model, not a curated record. Lineage: Eukaryota; Metazoa; Chordata; Mammalia; Artiodactyla; Cervidae.